CACCCCAUCUGACCCAAAAUUAAAUGGGUCGACGCGGGUUAUCCUUCAUCCCAAAGACUCGGCCGGUGGUGGCUUUGGUAUUUCCUUUUCUUGGGUGGGCGAGAGGCGGUGGCCUCUGGAUCACCUCCCCGCCUCCGCAAUCGCGUGCAACUUCACGCCUCUAUCGCCGCCGCCGCCGCCGCCGCUGCCGGACCAGUUUCUCUUACAGGCUUCAACGAUGGAUGACAACAUGACUUCUUCUUCUCCGCAUGCAGUCGGUGAUAUUGACGAUGCAGCUGAAGAAUGCCCUGUGAAGGAGCGAUGCCAGGAGCAGAGAGAAGCCCUUCCAGGAGAGCCCCGUUGUGCUAUCUGCGGACGUUAUGGUGAAUAUAUAUGUGAUGAGACAGAUGAUGAUAUCUGCAGCAAAGAAUGUAAAAGUACUCUUCUUGCUAGGCUUGCCAGUACCCAGAAGCCAGCUUUGGACCACAGCCAUCCUGUAAAACUACCUGUCAGUGACGAAUGCUUUUAUGUUAGAGAUGAUAAUAGACCCAAUUCAGAAUCCACUGAUCAGAUUGAAUCUUUGAGAAGCAAAAUCGGCAUUUGUAUUAAGGGGAACUCUGUCCCUGCUCCAAUCUUGUCCUUCUCUUCCUGCAAUCUUCCUCAGAAGCUUGAACAAAAUCUUGAGUCUGCUGGCUACUUGAUACCUACACCAGUUCAAAUGCAGACCAUCCCUGCUGCACUGAUUAAGAGAAAUAUGCUUGUUUCUGCGGACACUGGUUCUGGAAAGACUGCUUCUUUUCUAGUUCCCAUAGUUUCACAUUGCUCGAAUAUUCGACUUCAGCACCUUGCAGAACAGAAGGGGCCAUUGGCAAUGGUUCUUGCUCCGACUAGAGAGAUUUGUGUGCAGGUGGAGGAGCAGGCCAAGGUUCUUGGAAAGGGUUUGCCUUUUAAAACUGCUCUUGUGAUCGGUGGAGAUGCCAUGGCUGGGCAAGUAUACCGAAUUCAGAAGGGUGUAGAGUUGAUUGUUGGCACCCCUGGAAGGCUGAUUGAUCUCCUAACGAAGCAUGACAUCAAUCUAAACGAGGUUUCUGUUCUGGUUUUGGAUGAGGUGGAUAGCAUGCUGCAGAAAGGGUUCCGGGAUCAGGUGAUGCAAAUCUUCCAAGCCCUCUCGCAGCCUCAGGUGUUAAUGUUCUCAGCAACUAUUUCUGAAGAGGUCGAGAAGAUGGCAAGCUCAAUGGCUAGAGACUUGAUACAUGUCAUAUGUGGGAAGCCGAGCAGACCCAGCAAAUCAGUUAAACAGGUAGUCAUUUGGGUGGAAUCUAAGCAGAAGAAACAGAAGCUUUUCGAGAUAUUGAUGAGCAAACAGCAUUUUAAACCACCCAUUGUGCUGUUUGUGGGUUCAAGACUAGGAGCUGAUCUUUUGGCUGAAGCAAUUACUGUUGUGACUGGAUUGAAAGCUCUCUCAAUUCAUGGUGAGAAGUCAAUGAAGGAUAGGAGAGACAGUUUGAGGCUGUUUUUGACAGGAGAGAUAUCUGUUCUUGUCUCGACUGGGGUUUUGGGGCGUGGGGUGGAUCUGUUGAAAGUACGGCAGGUGAUAGUUUUUGACAUGCCGAGUUCAAUGGCGGAAUAUGUUCAUCAAGUUGGAAGGGCAUCUAGAAUGGGAGAGGAGGGUGUUGCAAUUGUUUUUGUGAAUGAGGAGGACAGGAAGCUCUUUAGGGAGCUUGUUCAGUACCUGAAAUCUUCAGGAGCUGCUGUUCCACGGGAGCUUGCAAAUUCACGUUAUUCAGUAGGCCCUUUUCCGCUGAGCAGCCGACAGAAGAGGAAAUAUGGUUAUUAAAAGAUUCUUGCAUGGCAGGUGAGAGACGCAUGCAUAAAUUGGGUCCUUGCUCACCAGAGGUUGUUUUAACAGCUGCUGGACCUUCAGAUAAAUUCUUUUAGUUCUAGAGGUGGUUCAUGUCAGUCAAAGAGCCUAGGCAUCUCGAGUGCUGGUGGAUCUGCAUACAAGGUUGAAGGAGGGAUCAAGAUCCUCUCUCCAAAAGCAACACCAAGUAUGCAUCUUCGAGCUUUCAAUUGUUCUUGAAGCUCUAGGAACAUUUCGAGGUGUCCUCUUGGCUGUUCGUUGCUGGCAUUUUGUGCUUCCUCGGAUUUCUGCUGCUUAAUUGAUUUUCUUUUAAGAAUUAUGAAUUGCAACUCAGGAAAUUUGGAUAGCGCAGUGCUACUACAAGUUUUACUUGCACAAUUUUUGGAUAUGGGAUACAAGAUGGAUACUUUCCCAUAGCACGUUGUUUUCUACUUUGAGAGUUAAAAUAAUUACAAACAGUAGAACAAUUCAGCUCUUUUAAGAGUAAUGGAGAUUUUUCUUGGUUCGACAGGUAAGUCAUGAAAGAAUUAACUUUGAAUUUGGAGGAUGAAAAAUUCAGGGUCAUUUGCAUUGAUAUAGUGAAACUGAAACUUUAUGCUGGAAUUCCUUCAACUGGCUGGUGUCUACUUCUGCAGGCUUCUCCAAAAUCUGGGAUUGUUUUGACCAUGACAAAGGCCUGCAAACCGAAGUCAUACAUGUUGCCCCUUGCGCAAUUAUUACUUCCAAUCCCGACUUAGAGAAGUCUUUGCACAAUCUAAAAGCCUAAUCUACAUGGCGAAGAUAAGAAGUUGUGCUGACAAGGAGGUGCUCCUGAGAACCUGAGAAGAUCUACCUUCUAAGAUGGAUCUGUAAACUCUAGGUGUCUCACACUACACUCCUGACAGCAGUAUACCAAGAUGGGUUAGCUGAACACGUCUUCGAACGUAUAUAACACUAUGCAUGUUUUAUUUAACCCAAGAUACAAAUGUAUGCUCUUUGCUCCAUGAACAUUUUGUGCUGUCGAGUUUGUGGUGUAUGUUGCUUCAUCAACUUAAAAGGCUCGUUUGGUUCGCGGGAA
Phoenix dactylifera (date palm) is the source of this 2897-nucleotide messenger RNA. The record is from RefSeq and is a predicted model, not a curated record. Lineage: Eukaryota; Viridiplantae; Streptophyta; Magnoliopsida; Arecales; Arecaceae.